Molecule: messenger RNA, 1020 nt
Organism: Vicia villosa (hairy vetch)
Lineage: Eukaryota; Viridiplantae; Streptophyta; Magnoliopsida; Fabales; Fabaceae
Exons: 3
Coding region: 1-1020 (339 amino acids)
Molecular function (GO): nucleic acid binding; zinc ion binding
Source: RefSeq, a predicted model, not a curated record
AUGCCCUGUGAUUUGUACUUUCUGGCUAUGAGAAACAGUAGAAGCUUUAGAGCUGAAGACCAUAUAAUCCAGUUUUUGAUUGGCUUCAAUGAAGAGUUUCACGGAGUUGUUUCCCAAGUGCUGCUUAUGGAUCCUUUACCUCAAAUCAACAAAGUGUUUCCUAUGGUGCUACAACAUGAGAGAAAAAUAUGUGAAGCUGGAACUAUUCUAUCUGGAAGUAAUAUCACGGAAGAUGGAACUGAAAUGGUGAAUGUUGUUGAUAGUACAAAACAAUUUGGAAGGGGUAAAGGAAAUAGUGGACCUGGCAGAGGAGAAAAUGGUGGAAAUGGCAAUGGUAGAGGUAGAGGCAACUUUAAAGUUUGUACACAUUGCGGUAAAAACGGGCACAUUGUAGAUAAUUGCUACAAAAAGCAUGGAUAUCCUCCUAAUCUUAGUCGAGGAUCUUCAACACACAUUAAUCAAGUUGAAGCAAAUGGUAAUGUGGCAGCUGGAUCUACUUAUGAUGAUGGAAACAUGACUUUGACAAAAGAGCAGUACAACAACCUAAUAAUGUUACUCGAGAAGAACACAUCUUCAGCUUUAGUAAACAUGGCAAAGGGAGAUUGGUUCUUAAAGCAUGAUAAGAUUGAUCCCAUUGUAGUGAAUCUUCCAAAUGGAAAUUCUAUAACCACCUCUAUAUGUGGAGAUGUUAGAAUAUUCAAAGAUUUUGUCAUUCAAGGUGUCUUGUAUCUACCAAAGUUUGAAGCAAGGAGGAAUUUGAAGAGGAUUGAUUCAGCUAGUGAGCUGAAUGGACUGUACUACUUGGUUUUAGAGAAGGACACCUCUCAUAGAACUAGCAAUGCAGGUUUAGUUUCAAGCAUAUUCACAAGUAAAAGGAAUGAAGAAACUACUCAUGUUAUUCUUUGGCAGUUGAGAUUAGGGCAUCUAUCACAUGAUAGAAUGCAAUGUAUUAGCACCAAGUAUAGAUAUAUUCCUAACAACAUAUCAAUAAUAAUAAUGCAUGUAAUCCCUUUGAUUUGA